UUGAUCUCUAUCCGUCUCUCCCUGGGCCUGAACGGGCAGAGCUGGCUUCGACCUGGCGCAGUAGAGGCGGACUGGUGGCAUGCUCAUCUCUCACUCUGCAUGCUAACCCUCAUGUUCUCCGUACUCUUCACUCUCUUCCCCAAGAGAAUGCCGCAGUUCAAGGAGAUUGAAAGUCAUGAUACUGAAUUCUUGUCAUCACUUCGUCGCGUUCUCUGCAACCGUUCGCUGAUGCUACAGACGCUGGCACUGUCUUUACUACACGCUGGUCUGUUCGGCUUCAUCAGCUUUGAUACGGAGUACGUGCAAGCCCGCUACCACAUCGAGAGCCUCCGCAACGACCCUCGCACCAGUCGUGCCAUCAAUGACAUCUUCAGAUCUCUUGUCAUCAUCUUCUUUGUUACUGUAUUUAGAUUCCGUUUCUCCAAUCGUCGCAGUGACGGUGUGAAAGCCAACACCGCGUCCCGAGUAGGUGGCGUUGUAGCGGUGUUUGUGUGCGCGUUCUUUGUGGUGGUGGCGGCGCUGGGCUGCGGUGUCGGGGGACGAGACAUCGCUGGUAUGAGAGAUGUGUAUACGCAGCCGGCUUGCAGUGCACAUUGCGGUUGUAACACUGCAAACUACGGCUUCAGUCCAGUGUGCGCAGUGGACACGCACACCACGUACUUCUCGCCGUGCGACGCCGGCUGCGAACAGUACGAGGACCUGAAUGGAUUUGUAUUGUUCGAGAACUGCACAUGCGGCAUGCAGCGCGCCAUACGCGGUAGCUGCAGCGUGGCGAGCUGCCAGUCCACUUAUUCAUUUUAUCUCCUCUUCUUCGCUCUCACUCUGGCAGGCGCUGGAGCAUCAAUAACAAUGCAAGGGAUGGUGGUACUGAGGUCGGUGCGACGCCGCGACAAGCCGCUGGCGCUGGGCGUCUCCUGCGCCAUCAUUGGCUUACUGGCACACCUCUUGGGUCACCUCUUCUACAUGCUAAUAAGUUAUUUAACAUGCGCGUACACAGAAAAUGGCGUCUGCAUCUUCCAUCAUCCAACGAUAUGGUGGAUGGCGGCGUCCAGCGCCAUCUUGUGCGUGCUCUCGGCAGCUGUCAGCCUGCUAACUAGCAGAAUCCCGCCAAUUCCAGGAGUCUUUUUGACAGCAGAUCAUAAUGGAAGCUGACAAUAAAAUAUUAUUUAUAAUA
This is a messenger RNA of Papilio polytes (common Mormon), 1174 nucleotides long. Its product is annotated as solute carrier organic anion transporter family member 1B1-like. Gene Ontology annotation, biological process: sodium-independent organic anion transport; transmembrane transport. The record is from RefSeq and is a predicted model, not a curated record. The transcript has 7 exons. The coding region runs from base 100 to 1152 and encodes 350 amino acids. Gene Ontology annotation, molecular function: protein binding. Gene Ontology annotation, cellular component: membrane. NCBI's taxonomy places the organism in Eukaryota, Metazoa, Arthropoda, Insecta, Lepidoptera, Papilionidae.